CUUUCCAACAUUGAAAGUGUCAGCAAAUAACAAAUCCAAAAACACCACUACACACCACCAUGAAUAUUUACUUCUUCAAUACCCCAUGACUCAAACAAUAUCCUCAAAAAUUCCAAACUAGAAUUCUUUAGAUUUUCCUUUCAAAAUUCAUCUGCAAAUAAUAUCAAUUCUGUUUAAUCAUCACUUUCAUGGCUGCUGCCGGCCUGGAGCUGUCAUGUCUGUUCAUUUCUCUCCUUUUCCUUUUACUUGUUCAUUUUUCAUCUUGUCAAUCAAAUUCUCCUCAAAAUCUUGAAACAUUCUUCCCUACUAUCCCCAUACCUCCACCUUUUGUUCCUCCGACAAGACCUUCACCGGACCCUGUUCCAGUAUUUCCAGUACAGCCGGAACAUAGAUCGUCACAUUCCACCGGUAAAACGGUUGGGAAAGUUGUUGGUAUAACAGCAGCUAGUACUAUUGUAGUUGCCGGACUCUUCUUCUUUUUUCUUCAACGAUAUGUUAGUGCCAAUCGGAAAAAGAAAAAUGAAGAUCAGAAAACCGAUACUACAACCACCACCAACGGUAUGGUUUUCCACCGGGAUCCUCUUCAACGGGAUAACGUGAGAAUGACUAAGGAAGAAAUGAAACGAUUUGACGGAACCCUGAAAGGUAUAGUCGUCGAUGAAGAUGGAUUGGAUGUACUGUAUUGGAGAAAUCUUGAAGGCGGAACAUUGCGAAGUAGUUUCAAGAAGGAGAUUUUGUCAAAGAUUAACGAUAUUAACGAAGACGAUGUAAGAAAAGAGAGACGAAGAGAGAGCAGAAAUCGAAGAACUCACUCUGAACCUGUUCAACAAACCCCGUUUCUCCGUGGAAGUUCGAAUUCAUCUGAUCAGACUAGUCCUAUUGCUAUUUACGAUGACCCAAGAAAUGAAAUUACUCCGUUUAAUAACCGCGGUGAUCGUCGAACUGGAACAGUUCUUCAGACGAUGUCUGUGCCGAAACAGGAACAACCCGCGAUUCAAGCACAAACAUCAGCAGCUCCUUCGCCACCACCGCCUCCGUCAUCUCUGCCACCAUCGCCGCCUACUCUCCCUAAAAUUGCCACAAAGGAAGUUUCAGCACCACCCCCACCGCCACCCAAAUUUUCAAAACCACCACCACCACCACCAAAAGGAAAAUCGGCAAAACCAACUUCUGCAGAGUUCUCUAGUGAGAGUGCAGCUGAAGGGUCAGGUAAGGCUAAAUUGAAGCCAUUACAUUGGGACAAAGUUACAGCUAAUCCUGAUCAUUCAAUGGUGUGGGAUAAAAUCAGUGGCGGUUCUUUCAGGUUCGAUGAUGAUUUGAUGGAAGCUUUGUUUGGAAAUGUUGCAACCAAGAAAUCACCAAAAGGGAAUGCAACCAAGUCAAGCAUGGCUGUGGGUGGUGCUAAUCCGAAUUCCCCAACUCAAAUUUUCCUGCUUGAUCCAAGAAAAUCCCAAAACAUUGCAAUUGUUCUCCGGUCUCUCGCGAUAUCUCGGACAGAAAUCCUGGAUGCAUUACAAGAAGGCCGUGGUUUGGAUUCCGAUACCUUAGAAAAACUUGCAAAGUUUGCUCCAACAGACGAAGAAGAAACUGCACUUUUCGAAUUUGAUGGGAACAUAACAAAACUUGCAGAUGCUGAGUCUUUCUUGUACCAUAUUUUCAAGGCUGUUCGCUUUCCGUUUGCACGUCUUGACGCUAUGCUUUUCCGGUUGAAUUAUGAACCGGAGAUUCUCCAACUCAAGAACUCGUUAAAAAUACUUGAAGCUGGAUGCAAUGAGCUGCGAACUCGUGGGCUGUUCUUGAAACUUUUAGAAGCUAUAUUGAAAGCCGGUAACCGGAUGAAUGCAGGAACAGCAAGAGGAAAUGCAAAAGCAUUCAACUUGACAGCAUUGAGAAAACUUUCAGAUGUCAAAAGUAGUGAUGGGAAAACUACUUUACUACAUUUUGUCGUCGAAGAAGUAGUUCGAUUCGAAGGUAAGCGUUGUGUGCUUAACAAAAACAAUAACUUCACUAGAAGCAACAGCCGCGGCGGUACUAGCAGUGGCGCAUUCAGUGGUGGUCUGAAUUCGGAUCCUUCAUUAUCAAAAGAAGAUAGAGAGAAAGAAUACAUGACGCUCGGACUACCGAUUGUCGGAGGUUUAAGUACUGAAUUCGCGAAUGUUAAGAAAGCAGCAACAAUUGAUUAUGAAGGCUUUGGGAACAUAUGCACUACUCUGACAAAGCGUGUCACUGAAACUCGAAAAUUCACUGCUAAAAUUGAAGCCGAGAGAAGUGGGUUUGUGAAAGAGAUGAAGACUUUCCUAGAUUCGUCAGACGAAGAGCUUAAGGCCAUGAAAGAGGAGCAAGAAAGGAUAAUGAACUUAGUGAAGAGAACUACUCAGUAUUAUCAAGCUGGAACUAAAGAUAAAGAUCACCCACUUCAGUUAUUUGUUAUAGUGCAUGAUUUCCUAAGAAUGGUCGAUCAGGUCUGCCUUGAUAUUGCUAGGAAUGUUCAAAAGAAGAAACCUGCUGAGCCGGCUGCAGGUUCAUCUACUAGUUCAUCUUCACCGCCAAAGAGAGCUCCAGUGAGGUUCCCGUAUUUGCCUGUAAAUUUUUUGUCAGAUAAGUCCAAGUCCUCCUCUUCAGGUGGUGAUUCUUCAGAUGAUGGGUUUUAAAAGAACUCAGAUUCAUUUGAAAUUUUUCUUUUUUAUUGAAUUUAAGAGAUUUGUUUCGUGUACAUAGACAAUGAGUAACUGAAAGUUCAAGACCAAAGCUCCAAGUGUGAAAAUGUUGUUGCUAAUGAAAAAGAAAAAAAAAUUGGUUAUUGAA
This is a messenger RNA of Papaver somniferum (opium poppy), 2805 nucleotides long. RefSeq names its product formin-like protein 8. The transcript has 2 exons. Bases 189 to 2651 code for a protein of 820 amino acids. Gene Ontology annotation, molecular function: actin filament binding. The record is from RefSeq and is a predicted model, not a curated record. Gene Ontology annotation, biological process: actin nucleation; actin cytoskeleton organization. Lineage: Eukaryota; Viridiplantae; Streptophyta; Magnoliopsida; Ranunculales; Papaveraceae.